GCUAAAGCCACCAGCACCAGCGCCAUUUGGUACGCAGACUGUCACUCUGGACUCAGACGACGAACUCAUCCGAAAAUUCCUGAACACACGCAUCACUCGUGGUACCCCGAUCCUCGGCGCCAAUGGCAUCCUGAUUGCACAUCUCGUUGACGGUGACACGACGCUGUUGCUGCCAUUGUCACUCGUUUACAGCAUCCCCCCUAGUGCUCUGAACGCCAGGAUCUCCCAGCCCCAGCUGAGCAGCGUAACGAACUAACGACCAGACCUCCACCUGCCACAGCGAAUGUGAUUCUCUCGCAACAAUUCUUUCUCAUCCAGCAGGCUCUCGGGAUCAAUGACUUCACGGCCUCAAUUCCAUCAUGCCUCUAAUGCAGGGUUUGUUGCGUCGGCGAGGCCCUGCCAGCGAUGCAGAACUGCGAAGACAUAGCUUCUACUCGGCCGAUUCGACCAGCACCCACUCCGCAGUUCUCGAUGGGAGAGCCAGCGAGCAAAUACCUCGGCGGCCUUCAGCAGCAGAGUUCUUGUCUCCUGAGUCGGCAUUGGAAUGCUCACCAGUCGCCAGAACAUCAGCUGAGAGUGGUACCGAGUCUGCGGACUUAGAGCGUUCUGUCUCGCCUCCAGUUCAGGAGGAGGAUCAUAAACAUCGUCGCUUCAGCAUGCUGAAGUUUCGACACGCUUCAGACUCUCAAUUAUCGGCUAGGGCUCGUCUUCAAGCCCAAGCCGAUCCGACCCCUCCUGUACCACAGACCCCUGCCGCCCCUGCCGCCCCCGCCAUCAUUACCACAGCUCCGACAAUGGAAAUGAACGCUCCAAAACCUACCAAGAAGAAAUCUCGGAUAAAAAUGCCUGGCCGUUCGCGGACUGCCACUUCGACCUCGGCGGACAGCAAUCACCUAGAAAAGCCGUCAUCACUGAGGGUUACCAAAAAUGAAAAGAAGGAGCGAAGGAAGACAAUGACGGAGACUGCUCCCUCUGGAAAAGGCCGGGUGACAUUCGACGAGCCUGAACGUCCUGCAACUCAAGCAGGUAGCUCGCCCCCAGCAUACGGUGACGAGGCCAAUUCUACGUUGGCCCUGCCCGUAAAUCGAUUAUCCGAGUCUUCGAGAUCUGAUGGCAGCUCUGGGGACCAUGGGGUGUACGCGACUACCACAACCACUACACAUACAGUUCAUACGACCACUACAUUUUUCCGGCUUCCCCGUCGCAAGAAACCAUCUCCGUUGUUUGAUCUCUCCCAUCUCCCCCAAAAGAAUACCUCUCGAGGACUAGGAACCGAAUCCGCAGCUGUAAAAGCUCUACAGUCUCCUUCGGCUGACGAUGUAGCAGUCAGUGGUGGGCUCGCCUCGCCUCUUCCAUCCCCAUCACACAGUGUGAUAGCAAAGAGCCCAUCUGCAAUUGCUGCCCCUGGUGCACAGCUGUUCCGACAAGGGUCAACUGCUUCGUCUUCUAAGUCCUCUCCGACUCGUGCCAGACUAGGAAUGCGGGGCCGAUCAUCGACCUUAAGCUCUUUACGAAAUAUGCCCAGUGAUGACCCUUUACCAACCCCAACACUACCGUCUACUCGCACCUCUACGUCCACUGGUCGAAAGAGCUUCGGUGAUCUAUUCGGGUUGUCCCAUCGUUUACGGCAAAAUUCAGAACCGCCGUUUCCACGGCAAGGCUCUGGCCUUGCAACCCCUGGAUCAAGCACGUCGAAGAAUAAUUCAAUGCAAUUAACGCGAGAGCCCAUUAUAGUCUUGCCAGAGCGACACGAGGAUGAUACCCCUGCCAAAUAUCUUGUUCGUCUGGAAGAGGCUGUCAGCAGAGGUGUUGUGGCUAGUGUUCUUUCGAAAGGCACUGACCCGUUCUCCCAAGCUGUCCUUCGAAGCUACAUGCGUGGCUUCGGUUUUUUCGGUGAUCCUAUGGAUAUGGCGAUUCGAAAAUUGCUGAUGGAAGUUGAAUUACCAAAAGAAACUCAGCAAAUUGACAGAUGCCUCCAAGGGUUUGCUAACCGUUACCAUGAAUGCAACCCGGGAAUCUAUGCAUCCCCUGACCAAGCCUACUUCAUCGCCUUUUCGCUUCUCAUAUUACAUACAGACGUGUUCAACAAGAACAACAAACACAAAAUGCAGAAGCCAGACUACCUGAAGAAUACCCGUGGGGAGGGCAUAUUCGACGAAAUUCUCGAGUGUUUUUACGACAACAUUUCUUACACACCUUUUAUCCACGUCGAAGACGAUCUUGACAUCAACGGCGAACGCAUCAUUCAACACAAAACGAAACAGAAGUCCAUCCUGUCUCGUCGAAAUGUGGACCCAACCAAACGGCCUUCCAAGGAUCCGGUCGACCCCUACACGCUCAUCAUUGACAGCAAGCUCGACACACUCCGUCCGAACCUGAAGGAGGUGAUGUAUUUGGAGGAGCAUUACAGUUAUCUUGGGACGGCGCAGUCCUUGAACCUAUUUGAUUUGCAGAAGACGUUCUUCAGGACUGGCGUGUUGCAGAUCGUUUCAGCAAGAUCACGACCUGAUGCUUUCAUGUCUGACAAAACUGUGAACAAUCCUGAGGAAGCACACCCUGGGAUCGUGGAUAUAAAGAUCACGAAAGUCGGGCUACUUUGGCGGAAGGAUGCGAAAAAGAAGAAAACAAGAUCGCCAUGGCAGGAAUGGGGAGCCAUACUUACUGGCGCACAACUUUAUUUCUUCAGGAACACGGCUUGGAUCAAAAAUUUGAUGCACCAGCUCGAACAGCAUAUCAAGCAAGGCCAUGAUGGCUCUCCAGUCAUCUUCAAGCCUCCUCUUGAUCAGUUCAAGCCAGACGCUCUGAUGUCGACUGACGACGCAGUGGCAUUGCUUGACUCCACUUACAAGAAGCACAAAAAUGCUUUCGUUUUUGUCCGUCAUGGGGGUUUCGAGGAAACGUUCUUGGCUGAUAACGAGCAAGAGAUGAAUGACUGGCUGGCGAAGCUGAACUACGCAGCUGCAUUCCGGACUUCUGGAGUGCGUAUGCGAGGUGUCGUCGGCGGAAACUAUGAGGGCCAACGGUCUCGUGGUAUUCGUCGGCUCGAGAGCCAUAAUGACUCGACAAGAUCAGUGCAGACACCGUCAGGAGAAGUCACUAUCGUCAGUGGCAAGAUCGAUACAAAGAUGCAACAAGAUAUUCUCGCUGCUCGCCGGGAGAUUAUGCUGCAGAAAAUUGCUGAUGCUGAAGAAAAGCUCGUGGUUGCUCAGAAACAGCUCGAUGCACAACUGAGAAACGCUCGUCAUCUUCAGAUCCUUGCGCCAAUUCAGCAGAAGACUCGAGAGCAAGUUAUUCUUGCCGCAGGUCGGAUGGCCGCCCAAUUGAAGUGGGGUAGACUGGAAAUCUGGCGGUUGAAAUGCCAUAAAGACAUAUUGACGAUGGAUUUGGAAGAAGAAAGAGCCUUGGAUGGCAGUUUUCCUCGACCGGACCCUGCCGGCGAAAUUCCAUCCUCUGAACGGGCUGCUCUAGCACGGCUGCACUCGAAGGCGAGCACUCUCGGUCAGCAACGAACACCAAGGUCCCCUACAACACAUUCCGCUAACCGUCCAUCUACGGCGACUCAACCAUCAUCUCAGCAAGAAACAGAGAACGCUCUGGAUGACAUUUUCCAGGCCCCACCAACACUCACAAGCUCAUCAAGUUUCCAUAAAGCGCAAGCAUCUUGGGAACUCCCUCCUCUUUCUUUCAACGGACGCGGUGAACGAAAGCCCUCGUUUUCUAGUGCAAAAGCGCCUGCGAGCCCCAGUAUAGCCCCGACACCUUCCAGGGGAAGUGCGAGGCUGGCAAGUGACCCUCAACGCCCGGAAACUCCAACAGUCGAUGCUGCAGAGCAAGCAGUAUUGGAGCAGGCCGGUCUUGUGGAUACAGAUAAAACGCCAGAGGGGAAACGGCCUGUGACUGGUCCCGACAACGAGGAAAGUAGAGAUUUGGUUCAGGAAAAGGACAAGCUAGACCGAGGCAAAAUUCGACGCAGUCUGCAUCGUACUUUGCGAGAAGCUCACGUACCAAAUCAUAACCGUAGUCGAAAGGGGAGGGAUUCGGCAUCAAGCGGAGCGAUGUCCGAGGAAACGAAGGAGGAUGUUCUGUCUCGCGGCACUGGAAGUUUUGUGGUACACGGCAAGAAAGCCUCUGUUAUAACAUUCGGUUCGGAGCUUCAAAGCAUGUCACAGGAAGAACGAUUGCGACUUCGGAGGCAGCCUCACAAAGACGAAGCAGGACUCAUUUCCCCAGCAAGCAUUGACGAUGAUUUUCACUCUGUCUUAGCCGAGCCCGUCGAAUUUCAUGAACGACACGGGUCGGCAGCUACUACAAGCACGGCGACUGCGAGGAGCUUUAGGGACUUGCACAGGAAGUUAGCUGCACACCACUCGGGCGGUCCUGCUAUUGUGGUGUCCGACGGUGAUGAUAGCGAUGCGGCCGUCAGCUUCUCCGAGGGCAGACGAACACCACUGCCACCAAUGAGUCCAUUGGAGGACGAAUAUGAGGAGGCAAACGAUAACCCUGCGAUGCAGGCGAUGUUCUAUACCCCCGAAGCUUCGAACUCACCUACGAGGACGGGAUUUUCGGAGAAACACCCUAUUGGUAGUGAUCAUGAUGAAGUGGGCGAAUCUAACAUUGAGAGAUUAUCAAGUCCACCACAAACCGCAGUGAGCGCUUGAUAUUCUUGGUACAAUGCAUAAGAUCACCUUGUUCCUUUUAUUUUUUGAAGUUACUCAAGUCACCCCAGUGUCCCAGCUUUCAGCCCGGACAAUGAGGUAGACCGUGACGAUGACAACGCGGUGUUGACGAGGCAUGGUUUACCGGAGUGUGCUUGAUAUUGAUUUGGUUCUGGACAGCGAUUCAUACGAAAAGCAUGAAAACUCUCUUGGGUUCUCAUCUGUGGUGUAUAUUAGAAGGUAGCUACAACAACUUGAUUAGCUCUUUGCUUGGGAAUGGAGACGGGAAAGGCGUCCAGGGGAACGACUCGACCCAGGGUCUACACUUUAUUUGGAGUUCUUGGCCAGACGUUGGCAGGAAGCAUAACAUUAAACAAUUCAAUUCCAUGAUCAAUUCGAAACUG
Molecule: messenger RNA, 5059 nt
Organism: Hyaloscypha bicolor E
Lineage: Eukaryota; Fungi; Ascomycota; Leotiomycetes; Helotiales; Hyaloscyphaceae
Exons: 3
Coding region: 360-4658 (1432 amino acids)
Biological process (GO): regulation of ARF protein signal transduction
Molecular function (GO): guanyl-nucleotide exchange factor activity
Source: RefSeq, a predicted model, not a curated record